CUCAUGCUAUUCGCGUGAAACACGCGCGACUCGCGGGAUGAAAGACGGGACUACGCCAAUGAAGUCUUUCUUCUUGCGGAGGAUAUCGCGGUCAAUUGUGUGGAAAGUCGGAUAUAUAUAAUAGUUGCGCAAGUUCCGGUAGCGGAACGAGCUGCUUGCUGAGAAACAUCGGUUUGAGAUGCUGCGGCGUUGGAAAUUCGAGCUGCGGAGGAUGUUACUAAUGAUUCAUCGCUUUAAAGAUUCCACGCUCGUUGCACAUUCAAGAAAUUAAUAAAUAAAACAGUUUUCCCGAUGCAAUUACGUGAAUUUAUCGCUUCUGGAAACGCACAAUUUACUUGAUUAAACAGGAUACUUAAUUUUUGCUCGUUUGCCAUAAACGUAAAUCGUCGAUGAUUUCUUAAAUCUUCGCCAAGUGGGACUUUGAAAACACAGUCGAUAUUUUGAUUAUAAAUUCUGAUAGAGUAAUAUUAAAAUCUGCACCGAAGUUCAAAGAUCCAGCUGUGUUAGUGACGGAAGAUGCAAAAUUCCAUUUGGCCGACAGAAGUUAUAGCGUGAUAUGUGAAACGUUAAGGAUGAGACUGUUAAAUUAUUUACGAGACAAUCGGCACUGGCCGAAACGCGUGCUCGGCAUCUCGAAAUUAUCCGCUUUCGAGUUUUUUAAAAUCAAGCAUUCUGACUUAUCGCCUAAUCAGCUAUUAAAUCAGUUGAGAAAACAAAGUAUAGACUCUGACGAGAUCCUCGCGGAGCAUCAUCGGCAGCUCACUUGCGAGAAAGAACUUGCGCGCAUUCUAUGUAAUCUCAACGUCAGUUAUCGGAUUAUGAAAAGAAUAGCCGACAUGAACUACGUAGAUUGGGCCGACCUGGUGAUCACAAUCGGCGGAGACGGCACCUUUCUCUUGGCCUCGAAACUGAUAACAAAUAAUAAAACGCCGAUAUUCGGCAUUAAUCCGCAUCCCGGAAUCAGUACCUUCACACUGCCGGUUAAGUAUAGCACAGACAUCGAAAGGAUAUUUGAGAAACUGCAUGCGGGGGAUUACACCGUCUUGAUGAGGAGUCGUAUACGUACAGUAAUGACAGGAGAAGGAUUAUAUCAACAGCCCUUUCAUGUUCACGAAAAGAGUCGCAUGCACGGUGAAAAAAGAGCCGACGCACUCAUGAGAUCCACUCAGUGGAAAAUAGCGGAUGCCCUGCAGCCCCGUCAGAGAAUUUUACCUUGGCUGGCAUUAAACGAGGUGUUCAUGGCCGAAUUUUUGGCGGCGAGGCCAAUCAUUUUGACAGUUCAGGCAGAUGAAGAGAAGAGAUUCAUGAUCCGUUCCUCGGGUAUCUGUGUCUGCACGGGCUCAGGCUCUCGAUCCUGGUAUAAGACGAUGAAUUUGCAGACCGCCGAAACAAUUCAAACUCUUGUGGCCAUGGCAACUGGCAGGCAACUGGACGAGAGAGAAACCUGCAAUGUGUUGCACAAGUAUCACAGUAAUCUUCUGUUUCCACCAGACAAUUUAAAAAUGGCAUAUAUGAUAUAUGAGAUGUCUCGAAGUACACUCUGGCCGAAGCUUAUUUCGGACAAGCGAAUGUGUUGCAGAAUCGAAGUCACAUCGACAGGCUUUGAUGCUGGCAUUAUUUUAGAUGGCAGCAUGUCUUUACCUUUUAAUGAUGGCAACACCGCGUCCUUCGAAAUCCGACCCGAAUAUUCGUUAAAAAAUAUUAUUUUGUAAUAAGUAUCAUAUAAUCAUUGUAACUCCAUAUCCUGUUGUCGAUAAUUUUUUUUCUUGUCCGGAUAACUCAAUUAUACG
Messenger RNA from Trachymyrmex septentrionalis, 1790 nucleotides. RefSeq names its product NAD kinase 2, mitochondrial-like. Gene Ontology annotation, biological process: NADP+ biosynthetic process; NAD+ metabolic process. Gene Ontology annotation, molecular function: NAD+ kinase activity. Gene Ontology annotation, cellular component: mitochondrion. The record is from RefSeq and is a predicted model, not a curated record. NCBI's taxonomy places the organism in Eukaryota, Metazoa, Arthropoda, Insecta, Hymenoptera, Formicidae. The transcript is spliced from 8 exons. The coding region runs from base 573 to 1712 and encodes 379 amino acids.